AUGGCGGACGCAGCCAAGACCACUGCCCGCGGCUGGCUGGCGUUGGCCGGCGCGGCGGUGGCGCUUUUCUGCACCGUCGGCUUUCUCAACGCGUUUGGCGUCUUCCAGGAAUACUAUUCGACGUUUCUCGACCGUAAUCCUUCUGAUAUAUCAUGGAUAGGGUCGCUGUCUAUUUUCCUGCUCUACUCCAUCUCGCCCUUUGGCGGCCUGCUUGUCGACCGGGUCGGGCCCACGCUACCCCUGUGCGCGGGCAGCGCGGGUCUGCUGCUGGCCCUGUUUAUGACCUCGCUGUGCACGCAGUACUGGCAGCUCAUGCUGGCCCAGGCCCUGCUCCUGGGUGCCAGCGCGUCGCUAGUCUUUUGCCCGCCGCUAGGAGUGGUGCUGCGCCACAUGCCGCACCGCCGGGGCCUGGCCAUGGGCCUAACCAUUGGCGGCUCCUCCAUCGGCGGCAUCGUGUGGCCCAUUAUGCUGCAGCGCCUACUCAACAAUUCGGCCCUGGGUUUCGGUUGGACCAUUCGUGCCGUCGCCUUCACCAUGAUGCCCCUACUGGCGUUCGCCUGCCUCGCCGUCAGGGAGCCGCCCAAGAAGCCUGCGUCGGAGCCGCCCACCAGCGCGGCCGUCAAGGCCGACAACCGAGUCCCCGUUUCCGACAACUCGGACACGGCAGAGCCCGUCCCCGAAAAGGAGGUCCCGAGCAAGACGGCGUUCCUCAAGCAGAUGACCUACAUACUCCUCUGCUCGGGGCUCUCCUUGGCCUACCUGGGACUCUUCACCCCGCUCUUCUACGUAUCAAAGUACGCCAUCGCCCAGGGCCAGUCGAAAUCGACGGCUUUCUACCUCCUGUCGGCCGUGAACGCGUCCUCGUUCUUUGGCCGGGUGCUGCCGGGCUACAUAGCCGACACGUUUGGCCACUACAACCUGCUAAUCCUCUCCACCCUCUUGUCGGGCGUCGUUGGCUUCACCUGGACUCAGGCCAGCAGCUUGCCAGGGCUGACCGUAUGGGCCUUGGCCUAUGGCUUCACCUCGGGCGCCGUCAUGAGCCUGCAGAACGCGUGCGCCAGCAAGAUGGCGCCCCCGCAGGUGCAGGGCCUCGCCGUCGGCGUGCUGAUGGGCGUCCUCUCCAUCUCUGCGCUUAUCGGCACGCCCAUCAGCGGGCAGAUCCUCACCCACUCGGGGUACGUCGCCUUGUCCGCCUGGACCGGUGCUACCCUGGUCGCGGGAGGUGUAGUGAUUGGUGUCGCGAGGCUACUGAAGUAUCCUAAGCUCAUGACUGCUUUCUAAUCAAGUCGAGGUGGCCAAAUUACCUCGUCCAACGGGGAUUGAAAGGGUGUGGAAAUAUGGAUUGAUAAUAGCUGGGACUAACUGGAGAAAGAUGCGAGCCGAGG
Messenger RNA from Pyricularia grisea, 1385 nucleotides. RefSeq lists its product as uncharacterized. Gene Ontology annotation, cellular component: fungal-type vacuole membrane. The coding region runs from base 1 to 1281 and encodes 426 amino acids. The record is from RefSeq and is a predicted model, not a curated record. Lineage: Eukaryota; Fungi; Ascomycota; Sordariomycetes; Magnaporthales; Pyriculariaceae. Gene Ontology annotation, biological process: transmembrane transport. Gene Ontology annotation, molecular function: transmembrane transporter activity. The transcript has 3 exons.